This is a messenger RNA of Rotaria socialis, 1107 nucleotides long. Lineage: Eukaryota; Metazoa; Rotifera; Eurotatoria; Philodinida; Philodinidae. The record is from the annotation of a GenBank genome assembly.
AUGACUACCAACGAUCAUGGACACAUUAAUAAUCUUGACGAAAUGCAAAUGGAAACACUCAAACAUUACUGGUUAGCUUUGACGAAUGCCAUUUGCAGUCAAAGUUCAUUGCCUGCCGAUCAAAUUGCCAAUUCUGUUUACGGAGAUGAGUUAUUUUAUAUGAUCGGUUAUGAGAAUCCGGAUGUACUACCACUCCAAUGGCUCCGCAUAUGUAAGUGGAAUAUUAAUAAUGCUGUUCAAAAAAUGAUGGACAUGCUCAAGUGGCGACAUGAAUGGGGAGUGCAGACGCUUUUAGCCAAGGGAGAAAGUGAUCUGUCAUGUGAAGAAAUCAAAACUGGAAAGUGUUUUUUAAUGGGCUAUGAUAAAGCGGGUCGUCCGAUUAAUUAUGUAUCUGUCAAUCGUCACGUUAGAGGUCAAUAUCCUCAAGAAACCACUCAGAAAUUAACCGUUCUAACGAUGGAAACCGUUCGAAAACUUUUCAAGUCUCCUGUUGAAACGAGCACAAUUGUUUUCGAUUUAACUGGAUUCGGCUUGAAAAAUAUGGACUAUCAACAUGUCAAAUUUUUCGUAAGUCUGAUUGAAAAUUAUUAUCCGGAAUUAUUUGGUCAUGCAAUUAUUCUGAAUGCUCCAUGGAUAUUUUCCGGUUGCUGGGCCAUCAUUAGCAAAUGGUUAGAUCCGGCCAUACGAGAUGAAAUUCAAUUUGUUAGAAAUGAAGCCGAAUUAGCUAAAUACAUUGAUCCAUCACUUCUUCCUAGAGGAUUGAAUGGCGCUCAGCCUGACUUCGAGUACAUUCCGCCUACCGCUAAUGACGAAGCUAUGGCUGCUGCAUUUAUCGCCGAUGUGGAAGGUAAAACAAACGCUCGAGCAAAUCAUCAACAAGCGGCUCAGCACUUUUUAAAUAUUACUCUACAAUGGACUCACGAUGACACAAAUACAACUUUACUAGCCGAACGGAUAGUGGCUGCCAAGCGUUUGCGAGAUGCAUUUGAAACUUUGGUCCCUUAUGUCAAUACUCGAACUCACUAUCAUCGCAUCGGAGCUAUCAAAGAGCAGAUCUUUCAAAUCACUUACGAUCGACUCCAUGCCGAGAUGGCGACCCAUAGUUAA